AUGCAUUGCCUACUGAUGCUUUUUUUGUUUCAUCAGAUUAUCUCCUUCGCAGAAGCUGAUGCUUCCCUUCAUCCGGCCAUUCAUUUGCAAAAAUCAGAUGAUGUCCUUCGUGUGGAACUGGCCACAUGUGUUGCGGAUUUGGAUCCCAGCUUGUUUGACCGUGUUCACAGAACUGUCGACGCUUUGGAAGCGCUUCAGCAAACGUCUCCCAUUAUCUUGCGCGCCAUCACUGAUGCCGCUGACAUUAGGACGUGGGAUAACAGCAGUUCACGGGUGUGUAGAUGGUUUGGAGAAGAUCGUGAUAGGGGCCUGGGCCGUGAUCGUAGAAAAUCUCCCAAAACUCUAUCCAAUAGACAUCAUCGUGGAGGCUCCAAUCUAACUCCGAUUGAAAUCACUUGUGCUUCUCUUCGCACUGUUAUUCGGAUUCCCAUUCCCUUGGAAUCUGUUCCUCCGUUUCCUGGCGAAGAUUUGGCUCAAAUACGUAAGCGUUUAUGGACUCGAACUGGAAGUGGACAAGAAUGCCUACUGACGUGGUGGAAGCCUUGUCUCCGUCCAGAGUCUCUGGCUAUUAACCUGGUCAAUCUCGUUGCAAAAUUCAGACAUCCCCCGGAACACCCACCAGGUGUCUCCUCCUACCAACUUGAAUUUACCCAACUUGAAGGUUCGUUUGUUUCCUCCUCCUACGAGUUGGUUUCGCUUGUUUGGGGUGCUACUGACUGUUUAGACUCAAUUUCGGCUGGAUUGAGACCAUUCUUCACCGGGGGAGCAACAAAUGACAGUAAGCCCUUCCUAGUCCUCAGCAAGUCGUCGUCGAAUCGGGAAGCUGCAAGUGUCUCCCUUCGCAUUGCUCCAGAUGGUCGACGACGCCUCAAUGCGUUUCCAGUAAAAGGUCAUUCGCGUCCGUGCCGUUCAACUGCAUUUUUAACUCGAAAAACUGUUACAGUUGUCCAAUCGGAUGAGUCGUCGUCGGCGAUGUCAUCUGGACUGAAUGACUACUCUUCACCAUCGUCAAUCGAACCUCCCUCUCAAGAUGAGGAGAUUGAAGAGAACCUCAUCGCCAAUGUCAUUACACACACCCAACGAAGUCCCUUUGUUAGAAGGGCUAUGUUUUUGGGAGAGGAUUCGCAGAAUUUGUGGGAUAAGCAAUCUCUCUUGCCCGGUGACUCGAAGCAUCUCAAAACCUACAACUUUGCAGCCUCGAGACAAUGUAAGUACCUUGUAGCCUUGUCACUUCCAGACGUCCUGUUCCGCGUGCCUGAUGAAAGAGCUCUCUCCCUUCUCUACACUCGUCUGCUGAUUGAUUUGACACUAUGGAAGAGUCUACUGCCUUCGAAUCGACGAUCUCGAGCAGUGUUACUAGUGGGUGGUGGGGUACAGCCGUCUUUCGGCGUUUCUGACCACCGUUACUGGUUCUAUGCCGAACCUGUCCCACCUGGAAGCAUUUAUGCCCAUCCAUCGGCUGCUUUGGCUGCCGAGGAACGGCAUAGAAGGUACGCGGAAGGUCUUCUCCCUUCUUCUACUGAGUCCUCUUCUUCCUCCUCUUCUUCUGCUGAAUCUGAUACUGAUGCCUUAAAUACGCCAUUUGGUGCCAAACUUGGAGAACAAUAUGAUCUCGAAGGCAUCUACUCUGCCAACCAAGCCUUUCAGUCACCUGCUGCCUCUUUUCUCUCCGUCUCCAUUGAACACUUCGAGACUCGAAUUCGUCUCAACACCUCACAACGACCACCUUCUUCCAUUCCAAUGACCUUCAUCCUUGCAUCUCACUCUGUUCGUCUGACAACGGAAGUUAACCCUUGCGGCAAAUCCGGCCUAGCCUACACCACGUUGACCUGUGGUCAAAUUGAAGGGCAUGUGUCAGGCUCCUUUGAUGGGAACAACAAAUUCAGUGGUAGCAGCACCUCUAGCCAGUCAAAAAUCAGCAUACCUCUGCUCCUGCCAAUCAUACAUUCAGAGGACGUUUCUACUGAGCCUAUGCUAGCCCUAGCCAUGGAGAAACAAUCCAUCCCCAUAUAUGGUCCACUGGAGCCCCUCUCCCCAAGCUGUUCGGAGGAUAUUGUUGUGGCGGUUAAAUUACGCUUGGGAUGCCUUUGCUACUGGCCUUAUUUGCACACUUGGUGGAUGGAAGCAUUUCCGAACUUACAAUCCAAUCUAAUGUCCAAGGAGUAUCCCUCCCUCUUUUGUCCCUCGUACAAUGUCAAGAUUCAUUGGCACUUGGACAAUUCUGCUGUUCAUGUGCCCCCUGUUUGUGCUUUUGAAGGAAUUAUAGAUGGUGAGAAGGUGGAGGAGGAGGAGACCAUUUCCAUCAACCUGGCACCACCCACCUCUGGUCUGGGCUCUCUUCGACCGCUCAUCUUGACGAAAAGUGUGACAGCAUUUUCAAAAUUUACGAAUACCACUAGUCACAUCACGUUUUUUGAGAGAUUAGCUUUGUGGUUGGUGCCAACGCCGUCUUCACUAUGCUCGGCCAAGAAGUCACAGAGGCUUCGCUUACCAUCUGGUGAACAGCAAGGUGGUCUACCACGAGCUAUAUGGAGGGAGGUGAAGGCCUUAAAAUGCCUUCUCAGUGACGAUUUAGACACUAUUCUUCGCCGGUCUGUCAAGGUGAUCGAUGUUGACCAUUUGGAGCUGCAUUUUGUCUCGUCCGAUGGUAGUCAGACGCCUUCUCCACCGCGUAUGGAUGUUCGGUUGACUAUCAAUUUGAUUCGACUCACGACCUGUUUGGACAGCUUGGUUGCCCUUCGGCUCAUUUUGGAGGGUUUUAAUAGAACUCCUCAAUCCUUGUCACCGAAGAAAAAACCUUCUGGUCUUCCGGUUUUAAUUAACCCUCCUCCUCCCCCUCCUCCUGGUGACGAGGCUUCAAGGCGAUCAAAAAUCGAGGGUCUCAUCUCGGCAGCCGUCUCCGAUGUAGACGUGUCAAAUUGUUCUCCCCUUCUUCCUCCUCCUCCUCCUCCUCAGUGUUUAGCCACCACCCAUAGCGAGGAGGAUUUCGUGGUGAUUGAAAGAGGUUCUCCUAAGACGCCUCCUUCACCUCGUCAACCAGCGAAAGUUCUUGAGGAUGGAACUCGAAUUAUGUCCUACUCUCCCGCCUCGCUUCCAAAUGAGGAUUUCUAUGCAGAAAAUAGGUGUUUACCUCCACUUCCCAGACGACAAGGACUAUUUUCAGAUCCUUUCGGUAGUGAAAGUCUAUUUGCCUUUACUCUUCAUGACGUCUCCGUUGAAUGGACCUUCUUUGGUGGUCUAGAUUUUCCUUCCAUGUGUUCUGGCACCGACAUGGAAGAGAAGCUUCGACAGUCUUUGUCAAUUCCUCAUGGCCUUGCACUUUCACAUUUUAGUCGACAAAAUGAUCAGACUGCAACCGUUCGUCUUUCAAAUGUCUACUUCCGCAAGUCUAUAUUUAAGCCCUCCGUUGAAUAUCAACUACAUCGAUAUCGAACAGGAAGCAAGGAAAUGAGGAGACAGAGUUCGCCCCUUUCUAUCGCUUCAACUUCCACUCUUCACCCGGUGACACGAUAUGCUCUACGGAUUGGGGAUGUAAAGAUUGUGGACGGUUUGCCACAAUCGAUGAUCAACCACCUUUUUCAUGUUCAGCAAAGUCGAGCACGAGAAGAUGGUCGUUUUGUUGAGGCGGUGAGAGCCACUGUACUGAUGUGGCCCUCUCUCACUUCCCUCGCUGUGCCUACAGAUUAUGAGGCUGAAGUGAAAGUCUCCAUUCAACCACUCCAAAUUAACUUAGAUCAAACCAUGUUCGUAUUUUUGCGUGCUCAUCAUACAGCCCUUACUCAAUUGACUGAACGAUAUCUACAGGAUAUGGAGAAACGAGUGUCUCUCCUCUUCUGCCUCCGUUCCGUUUCUGUGGAGGGAGAGGAGGAGCAAAGCACACUCCGCUCCGCCACCACCUCCACCAAUGAUGAAGAUCAGCCUAUUUUCUUUAAGCAAUUAACUAUUAUCCCCUCCCUUCCCAUACGAUUUAACUAUCAUGGACAUCAAUUGGAUCUUUCUCAGGGCACUUUCAUCGGUCUACUAGCACUAUGCCUUCGAUUAAAGAAUGCAGAAUUAGUUUUGCCUCAGUGGGUGUAUCAGAGGGGCUAUCGUGGUGUCUACUGCCUUAUGGAAGAAGUUGUUUCCCAUUGGACGUCUACUCUGCAAAACAAUUUAUUUCAAAUUUUGGCCACUAGUAUUGGACCGAUGAACGAAAUCUCGAGUAUUCGUGAGUUCUCCUCAUCCUUGUUGCUUGUUAUGAAUGUUAUUUGGUGUCAAAUGUACGGUUUCCUUGCAGUUGUUGGGGUGCGUGACUUUGUUCUCCACUCGGUGAAUGCUUUCGUAACGCCAGUUCGUUCUCUGCGUGGAGAUAGACAUCAGCCACCACAUCCUUCGUCGGAUCAAGUGGUUCAGGAUCUGCGAAUUGGCGUCAGAGCCCUUUCAGAAAAUGCCGUCUGGCCAAUUGUUGAGCUGUCUACCGAAGGUGUUCGGACGGCUCAGUAUCUUUUUGAGGUGAGAUACCUUGGAGCACAGAUUCCCACAUUUCCUCCCUACUCCUCCCCAUUCGAGAGCUUCAGUUAUGAUGGCCAGAAAAUAAAUCGAGUUGGAUGGAUUGUUUAUAUUGGACUAGGAUUGGUGGAUGGACGCAUAAUGAACGCCGAAUUAGUUUUGAUUUUUUCAUAG
Messenger RNA from Hydatigera taeniaeformis, 4662 nucleotides. The record is from the annotation of a GenBank genome assembly. NCBI's taxonomy places the organism in Eukaryota, Metazoa, Platyhelminthes, Cestoda, Cyclophyllidea, Taeniidae.